Messenger RNA from Parascedosporium putredinis, 819 nucleotides. NCBI's taxonomy places the organism in Eukaryota, Fungi, Ascomycota, Sordariomycetes, Microascales, Microascaceae. The record is from the annotation of a GenBank genome assembly.
AUGUCCGUAUACCGUCCACGAGCUGUCUCCGACGCGCAGAUGCUUGAGCCACCUUCACCAUACCAACAGUCACGGCCAAUAUCCACGCUAUACAACGUCAGAUCGGCGGCGGAUACGCGGUCGAUGAUUGCGCCCCGGUCGCGGGCUGCAUCUGACGCUCAGACAAUCGUACCUGCCACCCCGAGGGCAUUUGAGCGUACGACUUUGCCGGGAGAAGCGCAUGAUGCGGCCUCGUUGUCCGGAACGAGGGACGCCGCCUCGUACAGACCCCGUGCAACGUCGGAAGCACCCUCCAUGAUUGAUCCGCUACCGACACCGCGAACCUUUGAGGAACGGCCUCCUUCUAUAUGGGGACAACAAAAGUUUGAGCCGACGCCGUGGGCCGGAAGCUUCCAGGAGGACAAAGCGUCGCCGUUGGCACAGACCAUUGCCCUCAACGAAGCGAGAAGGAAACAACUCCUAAGCGGUCUGAGCAUAGUGACACCAGGAUCGCAGGCUGGAAGGAAGUUGCCCUGGGGAGAAGGUGACACAAAGAUAGAAGUGCUACCGACGUCCACGCCAGCCACGCCAUACGCCCAAAGCGUGGUAUCGGAAGGCGCUUUCGAGUUGAAAGCUGAAGGGGAGGCGGAAAAGGCGAGGUCAAGGCUGGCGAGGCGGAAGUUGAGAUGGGGCGUCAUGUCUUCGAGCAUCCCGCCCAGGGACCGGUCGGCGUCUCUUCAUGGGAGCAACGAGCCCGCUACUAUGAGGACAGCUCACCUGACUUUUGGAACGGUGGAGAAUGGCGUGGUGCGGCCCGAGGUUGGAGCGAUUUACGAGUAA